Messenger RNA from Clunio marinus, 1706 nucleotides. The record is from the annotation of a GenBank genome assembly. Lineage: Eukaryota; Metazoa; Arthropoda; Insecta; Diptera; Chironomidae.
AUAACUAAAAGUGGUUUCAAUUCGAGUGGAGGUUUCAAGAAAAAUGGUCCAAAUAUCAAGAUUUUUACUUCAAGGGCUGAUUGUUAUUCAAACUGCUAUCAUCACAUUUUUUCUAACAUCGGAUGAAAUAAACAAUGUGGAAAUAAAAAUCAUAUACAAAAACAACAGUGACAUGAUCAGUGAACAUAUUAAAGCAAAUGAUGUCCCUCAACCAGAAUUUAAAACAGAACUUAAAAAAGAACUUAAAACUAAAACAUUAAAAUAUUGGCAAAUUUGUAUUAAUAAAUGGAAUGUAAUGGGAAAUUUGCGUUCGAUGGAUCGAAUUUUUGAGCGAUUGGGCUACGAGUUUGUCAAUGCUUCACAAGGAGAUGAUUGGGAUUUCCUUUGGAGUGUUGAAUUUCCCUUUCAAAAGAAUGUAGCGAAAGAGUUUGAUCCAAUAUUCAUGGAACUUAAGCCACAUCAAAGAAUCAAUCAUUUUCCAGGAGCAUUUUCAAUAACAAACAAAGUUUAUAUGACGACACACAACGAAAAAUUGAGUUUCGUUCUUCCAUCUUUCUGGUUGGAGAGUAUGUGGGAUAAGUUUAAAGCCUACGUGGAAAAAAAUCCUACGAAACAAAUGAUUACAAAGAACAUGUCCAAUCGUGGUGUUCGUAUGAUUGAUCCUAAAGAUGUUAAAAAUAAUUCUGAAAUUAAAUUUGUCCAAGAAUUCAUGAGUAAACCAUUGUUGAUUGAUGAACGGAUGUUUGAUAUUGGUGUGUAUGUUGUGAUAACUUCAAUCGAUCCUUUGAGAGUUUAUCGUUACAACAAUGAUGUUUUGAUGAGGUUCUGUCCAGAACCCUUUUAUCCUUUCGAUCCUAAGAAUAGAAUGAAGUUUGUAAUUGAUGAUACUCAUUUAGAUUUCUUAGAUGCACCUUCAAUCAGAAAAUAUUGUGACAAAUACGAGUUCUCUGCAAAGCUAGCGUUUGAAGCUAUUCUUGAAGAAAAAGGAUUUAGCGUAGAAGAUUUUUGGAAAAGCAUUGAGGAUGCAAUCGUGACUUUGUUGCUAAGCAGUGAGAAAAUUUUCCUUAGAGAAAUAAAAAAAUAUGGCUCGAAGCGCAAUUACUUUGAGCUUGUCAGAUAUGACUUUAUUCUCGAUGAAAACUUAAAAUUGUAUCUCAUGGAAGUUAACCAAAGUCCGAGUAUGACUCCAAUGAAUGAAAAAUAUGAAAGUUAUACCCUUAUGUAUCAGCAAAUAGUUUAUAACACUGUGAAACUUGUUGGAAUUGGAAGUAAUAUGGAUUUAAUGUCGAGAUAUAACAAACAAUCAAGUGACAUGAUAUCAAAUUACAAAAAUAUAGCUGUCGAUGCUAAACAAUGCGUAAAGAACGAUUGUAAAAACAAAUGUGAAGCGAAAGGAUGUGAAACUUGUUUGCCUUGUGUAGCUCAAGAAGAUCUCCAGCAAAUGCAUCAAUCGUUCCAGGAACAUAACAAUCGAGGAGGCUUUACGAGAAUUUUUCCGAAUACUGAAAAUUUACCAACGACAGACCAAUUUCAAUUAUCAGAACGUAAUAAAAUUUUGAAGAAAUGGUUUAUUUCAAAGUGUAAGGAAAAUAAAAAUUGGUGCACUAAGUAAAAUCGAAGAUGAUUGUAAUUCAAGCAGUAAAUUGUUCAAUGUUUUAUAUUUUUCUAUGUUUUAGAAACAACUGCAAAAUUGUUAAAAAUUAUUA